AUGCAUCUGACUGUGUCAGCAAGCGAGACGUACCCGCAUUCCCGGAACCUCACGUACCCGUUGAAGACGCGGUUCGUUCGGGUCGUGAUCCUGGAGACGGAGGCGACGGGGAACGACAAGCUGGCGUUCGGGAUGACGGCGGACUUCUACGGGUGCAAGGUGGCGAACAUCCUGCUGCCCGCGGAGCUGUCGGUCUGCUCGUACAACCCGGACACGAGGGUCACGAACGUGGAAGGGAACCGUCACUUUGUAGUCGACGAGCACCAGGACAUUGCAUUCGUCUGCGACAUCGAACCAACGGAAGACGCCGUGCUCUGCUACGCCUCCCAGCCCGGCGGUGCCUCCCCCUGGCGGAUCCUCCCGUUGCACGUCCACGCGGUGACCGGGUGGGAUGCGGCGACGGGGCGGACGUACUUUCAGGACGAGCCGGAGCAUUCCGUGGUGUACUCGGUCGAUGGAGGGCUUACCUUCUCCCCGGACAAGUACGCCCAGGCGGCGUCCGGUUCCUCGUUCCAGACCAGCAUCCUGGUCCCGGGCGUCGGCAGGAACGACUUCGUCCCCGAGAAGCUGGGGAAUUGGGAGGCUUCGUUCGACGGGUUGAGCCACUCGGGGCACAUGGCUCUCCGCUGGACCCGCUGCUGCUCCGCUUGAAACGUUUCACAUCGUUUGGGUUUUUAUUGCACGUUUGGUUCGACGCAUCAUCACAGAAACAGAACACUCUAUUAUGGCGUUUGAAAUAAAACUCGAC
Darwinula stevensoni is the source of this 748-nucleotide messenger RNA. The record is from the annotation of a GenBank genome assembly. Lineage: Eukaryota; Metazoa; Arthropoda; Ostracoda; Podocopida; Darwinulidae.